Rhizophagus irregularis DAOM 181602=DAOM 197198 is the source of this 542-nucleotide messenger RNA. Lineage: Eukaryota; Fungi; Glomeromycota; Glomeromycetes; Glomerales; Glomeraceae. The record is from RefSeq and is a predicted model, not a curated record.
UACAUUAUCUUAAUGGACCGCCAAGACCUUCAUGAGAUUUAAAAUGUCACUUAAGUUUACAUUAUUAUCCGAAAGUGUCAAGACAAUUGAGCAAAUUCAAAGAGCUGGUUUUCUUCCUGAUCCUGUACAAGCUGACGUGAUGAUGAAUGAAUUUAAGAUAACUAAUAAAUAUAGAAAUCAAGCCUAAGUUCAUCUUGAUAAAAUCUUGAAACCAUAUAAACAUAUUUUAGACCCGAAUGGAAAAAUUUGGAAGAUGAUCGAAUUAUUGCCGAAUGGGAUCAAGUUUCUAAUUAUGAAUAGGAAAAAAAGAGAAGUUAGGAAAAGGAAAACUAUUUUGUAUUUACACGAUGGAGGUUAUUAUUUUCUUUGUAAAGAAUCUCAUCGUUCUAUUACAAGCUCUCUUGCUAAAAAAUAGCGAAUGCAAGAGUAUUAGCAAUCAAUUAUCGGCUUACAUCUCAAAAUCAAUUUCCUACCGCAUUACAAGAUGCAUUUAGAGUUUAUAUCUCUUAAAGAUAUGAGAUUUGAACCUUUAAAUCCAAAAA